GCUAAAAAUAUCGCCGCCAUAUUGGUAUUGUCAAAAACUUCGGGAUAUAUCGGUGCCGAUGAAAAAAUGGUUUCAAGUCUUUUAAUUACCGAGUUAUCUGUUUUCGAGUGAUCUAAAAGAACCUGCGGUGACUUUAGAUGUUACGUUUGUCGUAUGAGUUGUGUUAUUCGGUUCUUAAAUGAUGUUUUCAAUGGAGAAAUGUUUAGGCCGUAGUGGGAAAGGUGGUAGUGAGGGUGCCGAUUUAUUCGCCGGCGGUGGCGAGGGUUUGGGUAAAGAGGGAGUGCCUUCUGAUGAGGUCGCUUCAGCCGUGGCCGCGGUCUCGGACGAGAUCGGAGACAUCCUGAAGGAUGAGCUGGGUGACGCUGAUCGCGCGGAUCGCAUCGGAGCGGAGCUUGCGGAUUUGAGCGCGGAGCUCGGUCUGCUGGCGGGUCUAGCUGAUGGGGAGCCGCAGCAGGACUUCCCGUCACUCUUCGAAAUAGCCAUGGGCCACCGUGGUUCUCGCAGUGGGUCAUCGUCGUCGUCGUGGUCGGGGGGCCGCGGAGGUCGCCCGAGGCGCAACUCGAGACCGCUGAGGGCACCCAGGCGGCGGCCCAUCGCUAAGGGGAAGGAGAUGUCACGUCGACGCAGCGCAGCGGCUCGGCGCGCAGUGUGUAUGCGCGUGCGCCGGGUCGAGGUCGUGUCGGACGCGUCGGACGUAGGCGCCGACUCCGACUCAGACGACCAGUGGACCGAGCUGGACGAUCCAUGUUCGUCCGACGCUCCAUCCAUGAAGCCUGCAGCCGUUGACGUGGACUGCAACGGAUACCAGCACAAAGCUUCGGCGGAGGCCCCAGCAAUGGGCCAGUUUCUCCUGCCGCUGCUGAGCGCUGAGGCUCCGGCUCCGGACCCUGAACACUCCUUCAUCCGACACGAGGACAUACUGCAGCUUCUCGCGUCGACGGAGGAGGGAGUUCACGAAGAGAUACCCGCCGAGGAGGAUCCACUCCCUCUUGAACCACAGACUGACAUGCUAUCUGGCAGCGAGGUGCUAGAGUUUGACGACACAUCGGUGACGGCCGAGGAGGAGGCCGCCCUACUGCACUACGUCUGCGGGAUGGACGCGGAGCGCAGCGAGUCGAGCGCGGAGUGGUCCCCGGUGGCGGAGUGGCUGAUGGGCGUGUUCCACUCGUGGUGCGAGAUCUCCGCGCUCAUGUUCACGCUCAUCGGAACUAACAUGAGCAUGGAGAUGAUGACGGAGGAGUGGGUGUACCGGUCCCGGUUCGGCUGCCACUGCCGGCUCUGCCUGUGCCUGGCCAACAACGCCGACGCCGUCUUCGCCGUCAUACGGGACGUAGUCUGGGCACUCGCGCACUGCGGUAGCACAGUGGGCGUGGCAGCGCGAGUGGUACGUGGGUUGGCGGGCGGGCACAGUCCCCCGCCGCGCCCGCCGCCGGGUGCCACACACCCGCCGCACCCCGCGCAGCUCUGGGACAUGCACACGCUGCACCGCGCGCUCACCGCGCCGCAAGGGUCAGCGAUAAUCCACGAGCAGUUGUCGAAGCUGGCGGCGCACAGCGACGUGACGCGCGACAUCGUGCACAACAUAUGUCUCUGUCGCCCCUACGACAAGCCGCUCGACAAGGAGAACGCUGGCGAGAGGUUUUACAAGAUAUUGGAGAACUUCAAGGCAGCUUCUACUAUCACGUUCAAGGUGGAGAUGUGGUCGGGCGGUGGUGGCGGUGGUGGCGCGGCGUGGGUCCGCGCGGCGCGGGCUCGGCUGGCGCGCUCCCUGCGGCCGCAGCACCGCGCCGACACGGCCGGCCGACUGCGACACGUACGAGACCGGACCACGCCCGCCGACCUGUCGGCGUGGGCGGGGUACAAGCACAGCUGCGACUGCCUCACGCCGCGGACGCUCUGUGCCCAGCAGAGGAAACAGUUGCUCAGCGGUCUAUGGGGUCGACCUAGAUUCUGUACUACCAUAAUCUCAUUUUUCGGUACGAUCGAGGGUGCGAUCGAAUUCAACGGGACGGAAAUCGAAACGCGAGCCGACGGUGAUAAGCCUCCGAACGAGCAAGAAUCCGAGACGACGAGUAGAGAGCUACAGCAGGGAGAUGGAACGGGUGCCAAGCCUCCGGAGGAAGGCCCCGACGACAUCGAGAGUAUGGGCAGCGCGGAGAGCCACGCCUCGCACGAUACGGGGGACGAGGCUGAUACUGGAGAUGGGGCGUCGAGUGUGUGCGAGGGCGGCGAGUGCGCGGCGGGCGAGCUGGGCGCCGCGGACCCCGCCGACAAGGACUCCGACUCCAACCCCACCUGCGACCUGGACGACUUAUCAGAAUCGGACGCGAACUCCCUAGGCCUAUCAACAUCAUCAUCAUUAGACUCAGCAUCAGAACUCCUGCUGGCUGCAGCAGCCGCAGUCGAAUCCCGGUCCCGGUCGGGCUCGGGAUCCGGAUCAGGAUCCGGGUCCGGUGGCGAUGCGGCCCCGGCGCAGCUGUGUAGGACCGUGAGACACUUGAUGAGGUCCAUAGCGUCUAUUGAAAGGUUAAUGGAUCGCGUUUUGAAGCACUGCGACGAUUGGCCCGCCCCGCCUACGAGGAAUGAUCAUGAGGCCAGGAAACGCGUGGACAUGGGUCUAUCGGAGGUGGACCGCAAGCUGAUGGCGAUGUACCGCCGGCUGCCCGAAGUGCAUCGCAGGCAGCUGCAGGUCUAUAGGAAACAAAAGAAAUUGUCCACCGUAUGCAUGCAGCUAGUGGGGGGCCUGGCGCCGGCGCCCCCUCCGCCCGGGUCCCCGCCGCCCGCGGCCCCCCCGCAGGCGUGUCGCGCGCUCUGUCCCGAGUACCAUCUGCAGAGGUUCAAGGAGGUCCGUCGUAAAGUAAUGCACAUGCGCGACCAACAACUCUACUACCACAGGCUACGGAUGUGGCUUGAGGAUCAGCUCAGGCAGGAGAGGGAGAGCCUCCCAGAAUCGAAUGUCACCCUAAUCGAAGACCUGCCCCGCCGUAAAAGGAGAACAGCGAGCCCAAAAGUCCCGCGCCUCACCACAGGCUCAAAGAGGAAACUAAAGCCAGUCUCACCAUCCAUUAGCAAGCCUCACAAAAUCCUACAAAUGCUUAAACAUAAGGCACCAGCGCAAACCACUCAUCUACUAACAGACAUCAAAACUGAUCAGAAAAUAGAAGUAGACCCACCAGAAGCGUUCCCCCUAGAAAGAGAAGACAAUAUAAGUGAUACGGAAACUAUCGUUGGCGAGAAAGAGACAGUAGAUAUGUGUAAGGAGAUGAAAGAAUGCCUUGCGAAGUUCUCUAAUUUCGGUUUAACGAAUGAUGGUGGUGAGGAGUUUCAAGUGCAAGUUGAGAAUAAGUAUCCGGAGUCUGUUAGUCCACCGUUGCAAGAAAUGUCACCGACUACUCCUGAACCGAUGCCUGUGUAUUCUUCUAAACCGAAUCAGCGGUUACUAUCAGUCAAUAAGUUCUUGAAAAAGGAUGAGAAGGCAGAUUUCAAUCAACCGAUUUCAACUGAAGUGUUAAAUAUACCACUCAAUGCUCGUAGGACUCCGAUCUUAGUGAAAGAUGAGAAAGAAUCUCUGACAGAGCCGUUAGACAAUGAUAAGGAUCCUAAUGUUUACAAAUAUGUCUCGUUCGGGCUGGAAAUUAAGAAAGCAAUGGAAGAAUGUCAGAAUAUUAUCAAUUCUUAUAACAGUAUCAAAGACGGACGCAAAGAAGAUGACAAUCAGCUUUCUCUAGAACAGAUAUGCGAAGUUAUGAUGACACUAGACAAGAAUUCAGCUGAAUUCCUAGACAAAAUUGACACUGAAGAAUCUAUAGACUUGAAUUCAGCUAACACUAAGCUCGUAGAGCUUGUUGAAAAUAUGCCUCAGAUUCUAGCUAACAUGCCGGAGAUAGCUUCCAAACUAUCGGAGUUUGCGAACGCAUCCUUUGAGUUACCGGAAUUUGCGUCUAUAAUGAGCAAUUUACCCGAAGUUAAUAACGAAGCCCAGUUAACACCAGAGACGUUGAAACAAAUACGUGAGUUAAAGCUAAAUAAAUCUAGGGAUUAUGUUAAAGUUACUAAGAAUACAGCAAAAAGGAAAACACAGCGUAGAAUUAAGAGUAAUUUCGAAUCUAAUGAUGUUAUUGGUACUAUGACUUUCGAGUUAGACAAUAGAGACAUAGUAGAGCUCUUAAAAGACGAAAAAGAUCUUCAAGCUCUAAUGAAGAAUAAAAAUAAGGAUGAUUUCAAAGAUUUACUCUUCUCAAUCUCCGCUCAAGUUGUCAUUAACAAAGUUUUUGAAUAUCUAAAACAAAAUAAGAGUCCGAUGUUAGAAAAAUGCAUGGAUGAAGAAAAAGACUUAUUCUCUUUACCCAAAAGCAGUUUGAACUCAGAAAUGUAUUCUAAAGCGUCUACGUUAUUCGAUAAUUCUGUCAAAGAUGCCUUGAGUAUGGAAGAGUUGAGGGACUUAGUCAAAUCAAGGUUUAAUUCGUGGAAACAUUACGUUUCCUCCAAAUUCAAGGGAAUACCAGUUGAAAUACUAGAGAAUGAGAUAGAAGCUAUGCUAGAUAAGUUUUACAGUUACAUUCAAGACUUAGCUGGUAAGAAUUAUGCUCCAGACUUUGAUAGAAUGGCUGCUAAAUUUGAAGAAUUGAGGAAACACCAUGAAACACACAGAGAUUCUGACUCUGACUCCAGAGAGACGGUCAAACAGAUUCUUCUAACGACAUCAGUAGGUAAUACUAUCGAUAUCCUCAUGAUGAAAUUCCCAAAAUUAAACCAUGAGAAGAAAGAGCUAGUGAAAGGUUUAAAUUUUAAAUAUAUGAGCGUUUUACGGCGUUGCUGCGAGUCUCAACCGCUUGCUAACUGGAUUUUAACUGACCCAGAAACAGCUAUUAAUGUGAUACAAGAGCUAAUGGAAUUUCAAGUUAAAAAGCCGGAGAAUGUUCCAGAUUUUUCUAAUAUGUCCAGUGAUAAAAAGAGGGAUUACUUUAUAGAGCGAUUGCGGGACGUUAACAAGCAAUAUCUUGAGACGUUACCUAAGAAAAAUCUGUCAGGAGACGAAUGGCUAGUCAUGUUAUACAAAUUAGAACAGUAUGAAGAGAAAUUAAAAGAGAACUUCAAUAAAGCGACACCUCAACCGGUUAAGACGACUCAGAACGCAAGCGAGGCGGAAAUCUUGGCAGCUAAAGGUCUAAGCAAGAUCAUAGGUAAAGCUAGCAUACGUGUGGUUAAAAAAACCGAGCAACCACCAAAGAAGAAAGAAGAACCAGUAAAGACUAAUGAGACUGACGAGAAGAAAUGUAAAAAUGACGCUUUAUUAGCUAAAUGCGAAGCUAUAUUAACUUCUAAAGGGGAAAAGUCUUUAUUAGACAGCUUUUACACGAUCAAAUCAUAUAUCACACAGGGCUUACCAGUCCCUGAGACUUAUAAGAAACAUGUCAUAUCAAUCUGCUCUUCAAUUGACGCGAAGCUAUUAGACGAAGAUGUAGAAGAAUUGAAAUCGGAUACGACAGAAGAUAGCAAGGAAAAACCGCCUCUAUCGCCCCAAAAUCAUGAGAAUUUGGCGAAAUAUUCCGCUCAAGCGCUCCGUAAUGCUAAACAGACUUUGAAUGCAGUUGCUUUUAAGAAUAUUAAUAGGAAUGGACAGAGUAAAUCUGAGAGUGACGUCUGUGAUACUCCGAAAAGUGAUUGUAAGUGGACAAAUGAUUGUAUGUGCAACUCCUGUAAAGAUACUGACUCCGUCUGCGUGGGAGAUGCAGUGAAGAACUGCUAUGAUGAUAAGAAAAUAGAGAAAAAGAAGGAGAUUAAGAAGCCCGUCGCUAAACCGAAGCCUGUUGCGAAAGCGUGUGAGAAUGUCAAUCAUCAACAGCAUGUUUGUAAAGUGGGUCACGGCGGCGUGUCGUGUGCGGGGGAGGGCACGGACCAGCCCUGCACGUGCUGCUACUGCACCGUCUUCGGACACGCCCCGCCUCUAACGACACCUGUGCCUAGGAAUUUCAAUGAGACGCGCGAGCGACUGCGGUCUAUACUGAACAAGAAGAAACAACAGUGCAAGACUGCUAGUUCUAAUGGGGAACAAGAGCCGGCCGCUAUCAAGCCGACCGGGGUGCAAACCCCGCCGGCCGCCACCGAGACCCCGGCGCAACCCAAGCCCACGACCAAACCACCGCCCGUCGCGCCCAAACCACCGGCUCUCCCGAAGUCGCAGCCGCCGACGCUGACUGCGGCGCAGGUGCAGCAGAAGCGGCAGUCCCUGGACCUGCAGCAGCGGCAGCUGGCCGACAAGAUGGCGCGCAUGGCCGUGUCCGACAAACCCACCGCAGGAGCCGCGGGGGAGAAGGCUAAGAUGCUACAGCGCUCCGCCCCGGUACAAAUCGACGUGCCGCCCGGACUGAAGGCUGAGGGCAAGGUCAAUCCCAACGCCAUGGAGCAGAUACGAUUACAGCAACUAAAACAACAACAACAGCAACAAGCCCAAGUGCAAUUCCAGCAACAGCAGCUGCAGCAACAGCAACUGCAACAACAGCAGUUGCAGCAACAGCAGCAACAGAAGAAGCCGGAGCCGAUAUACGACCUGCCCAUACACAACAAGCCCACGCUCACACCGCAACAACAGCAACAGAUACGGCAACAGCAGCAACAGCUCUUACAACAAAAACUCCAGCAACAGCAACAACAACAACAGCAACAGGCGCAACAGCAACAACAGCAACAGGCGCAGCAGCAACAACAGCAACAACAGCGGUUGCAGCAGCAACAGCAACAGCAGCAACAGGCCAGACAGAGCAGGGCGGGGCAGCAGAGGAGCACUGUGUCCCUGUCUAGCAGGGAUACUAGUGUCUUCUCUACUUCCAGUGGAUGUUCUGGUGGGUCAUGCUGGCGCGGUUCCCGGCCGGAGGACACGCGGGACCUGGACGCGCUGCUGCAGUACAUUGAGGGUCCCGCGCGACAUGUCGACCGGGGCAAGAAGCGGGCCAAGAAGCAACGGCAGAAGGCUAAGAAGCUGGAGUCUCGUCUCCUGGAGGAGCGCGCGGCGGUGGCGGCGGAGUUAGCCCGCGCGCGUCGCGAGCUGGACGCGCUGCACGUCGCGCGGAACGCCGCCAAGCGACGCCUCGACGCCACCCGCGCCACGCUGCAGCAACACAACAAGCCGGGGAAGAAAGGUAAAAAGCAGAAAUUAAACCCGGCGCAGCAAGCGAAGGUGCAGCUCGUUGCUGAACAACUCGGAGAACUGACCACACUCAUGAAUACUACUUCUAAGGAAAUGCAAGCGGCCGAGAAGCAAGUGUUGGACUUCACCCGGCGACUGCAGAACUGCGAGCGACAACUAGCGGAGUCGAGGGCCGUGCAGGGGAAACCUGAGAGGCCUACGCAAUCUCAGCUUGAGCAAGCAGCGUUGCAAGCGAAGCAACAACAGCUGCAACAACAACAACAGCUGCAGCAACAGUUGCAACACCAGCAACACUUGCAACUCAUCGAGCUAGAGAAGCAAAAGCUAGAGAAGCAGAAGCAGGCUGCUACUGCUACGUUUAUUAGCGAGGCGGGCGGCGGUAUGGUGUGUGUACGUCGCGCGCCGCCAGAUGGAGCCACUGCCAUGCCCAAGCAUACUGUGCUAACAGUACCUGCCGAAGAGCCGUCUGCCGCGGCGAAGGCGGCUGAAAGUGGUCGCAAGCAGACCUGGGAACAAGCACUAGCUCACAUCAACCAACUAGCUAAGGGCAAGGAUAAGGAAAAGAAGAAGCACAAAGAAAACAAGGAUCAGACGAAACAACAAGAGAAGUCGACCAAGGAUGUCAAGGAGCCAGCUAAACCCAACGCCGCGGUACCCGAGCAGCCGCUGUCCAAGAAACAGAGGAAGCUAUUGGCCAAACAACAGGCGGAAGAAGAAGAAAAGAAGAAACAGCAACAGCAAGAACCCAAAGCAAAGAAGACGGCAGAAGUGAAAAAACCCGACCCACCGAAACCCGAACCGGCUAAGACUAAAGCCGAGAAAAAGGCGGAGACUAAGAAGGAGAAGAAAGAAGAGAAGAAAAAGAGAAAGCUGAGAAGAAUGAGAAGAAAGGAAAGGAGAAUAAACAGGAGAAAGGUUACGCCUCAACCCCAACCUAAGACGAAGCAACCAGCGCAACAACAGCAACAACAAGCGGCAACAAAGAAAGAGAACAAGAAGCAGCAGCAACAACAACAACAACAGCAGCAGCAACAGCAACAGUUGCAGCAAUUGCAGCAACAGAAGACACAAGUUAUUAACAUAACGCCCGAUACUACUAUUGAAGUUGUUAGUAAGAAGAACCAGUGCAGCAACGAGUUGGAAAAGCCAGCGUCAUGCAGCAUCAUGGAACAGCUCAGCUGUGGAGUACAGGUGGCAGACUUGAAGCUGCCUCCGGGAAUAACCCUGACCAGAGUCCAGCCUUCCGACAAGAAGGAACCACCGCCUAUCAAGUCUGUGCCUCUAUGGAAAGCGGGCCAGUUGCCGGCAGCGCCGACGCCCGUGGCCCGGCCGGCGCCCAUCAUCAACGCGGACCCUGCCAAUGUCAUGUUCAGCACUGCUCACCCAGAACCGCCAAAGCCAGUUAUAAUAGCCGACCCGCCUCCCGUACCGGGUAAAUCGAAGAAGGCAAAGAAAAAAGCAAAGAAAGCAGCCGCGGCCGCUGAAGAAAAGCAAGAUGGGACCAAGAUUGUCACCCUUAGGAACCCAAUGUUCCACCCGAACUUACCACCAGUUCAAAUCACCAAUCAACCAGCGAAGAAACAGGAACAGAUUAGAGUACCAGACCCAAUACCGAUGCCACCGAAUGCCUGCCAAGCCACCAUCACUCCUACAUCAAACGGGAUGUUUACCAUAAGGAAUCCUUUAAUGACAAUGAUGCAUCAACAAAGCUUAAUGGGAGUCAGGGCUCCGAGCCCCCAACACCCCAUUUACCCCCAACAAUACAAUUAUGUGAACCCCAACACGUACAAUCCAAUACAAAACAACAACUCCCAAUACAUUGACCCGCCCCGAGCUUCACCGAAGUCAGAUGAUUUCCAAACUCGAAUAAUGAACUUAGCUUCCUUUACACAGAAGAAUGAUGAAGGCUACUCCCUGUUUAAGACACCGGAUGAUCAGCAACAAAGGAAUUUCCUAACACCGGAGUACUUUGAAAACCAAAGCCCUAAGUCCGUGGUGUCCCCAAACCCUAUAGGAACUCGACCGGAACCGAAUAGAGCAUUUGACUCAGACAUUUCUCUCUUUGCCAAUCCGAUUCAAAGGCCUGAACCUAUAGGAACGCCUAUGAAGCAGGAAGAUCAGCAAUAUACUGGUUUAUACACCCCCUUUGGUCAAGAAGACCGUAAUGUCUUCAGAAAUGCCCUUUUCAGUGAUAAAAGUGAUGAUUUAGGGUUGAAAAAUGUGGCUAACGGUGAUACGUUGCCCUAUUUUCAGCGUUUAAGGGUUGGAUCGAAGUUAAAUAAUGAAGUGUCUAUACAUCAUGUUACUGAGUCGAAAUUCUAUAAGACGCAGGAGCCGGGCCACCCCCUAGAGUGUGGAGUGGGUGAGGAGUCGCUGUUCAGCAGGCCGGCACACGCCUGGCCGGACCAGCUCUACUCUACACAUAAACCUGGUGCGCAAUCAGCCCGAAGUUCGCCUACGGGGUCGUCGGUCCAGUCGACCAGCAGUGGUGGCGGGGUCGGUGGGGUCGGUGGGGUCGGCCAGCUGCCCCCCGGCGCCGCCCCGGCCACCCCGCCCGCAGACGACCGGCGGUUCGGCCCCAUAGGGGCUAGACAUCCGCAUCCAGAAUCGAGCGUAUUCCUCCCCGACUCCAGCAUAACGAAUCUAUCUUCACUGGAAGUGUCCGAACGGGAAAUCGAAUCCUUCAAGCGCUUUGACUUCUAUUUUGAGCCGCCGCAGCAUAAACCGAAAGUUCAACUGGACGUGAGAGACAUCGCUGCAGCUUUACGACAAAAUCACAAGUAAUUAGCCACGCCCCUUUUGGAAAAUGUAAACAAAUAUAACUUGGUUAAAAUGUGGACAUUGGAGUGUAUUGAGAACUUUAUAUUGAUUUAAUUUAACCGUCUCACUCAGAGACAUUUAAUGAUCACUUAAACUGUUCCUUAGUAACGAUUUUGUAAC
Molecule: messenger RNA, 10087 nt
Organism: Spodoptera frugiperda (fall armyworm)
Lineage: Eukaryota; Metazoa; Arthropoda; Insecta; Lepidoptera; Noctuidae
Source: RefSeq, a predicted model, not a curated record